UACGCAUAAGAUGAGAGUUGGCUUUCUUUGAUGAAUCGCUUUCAUUUUCGGAUAUAGAUCUCAAAGGAUUUCAUGCUUUCAUUUGAUUUUUUGCAUGUGCAUGUGCAUUUAGUCUUUAUUCAUUUGAUAUAGUCUAACUCGCUGCUCUUUGGUGUUGAUUUAACUGCCGAGGUAAUACACCUCAAUAAUUGUGAACGCAUUUGAGAUUCUCAGGAUAGGCUGAAACAUGUUCGUGAAGGAAAGCGAGACAGUUGAUUCAAGAUCAGAAAGGAUCGUCUUGGUCGGUCUAAGCUAAUUUGGUCUUUGCGGCUGAAAGUUGCUCUUGAUACAGCUAGGUGAGCUUAUUAAGUUUUAUCCUAUGGUGUCCAUGAAUACCCAUCUGAUUUUGACUUGCUUGUGUAUAUUGGAUGUUGUUUCUCUG
Messenger RNA from Linum tenue, 421 nucleotides. Lineage: Eukaryota; Viridiplantae; Streptophyta; Magnoliopsida; Malpighiales; Linaceae. The record is from the annotation of a GenBank genome assembly.